Hemibagrus wyckioides is the source of this 2292-nucleotide messenger RNA. RefSeq names its product potassium channel, subfamily K, member 7 (gene kcnk7). NCBI's taxonomy places the organism in Eukaryota, Metazoa, Chordata, Actinopteri, Siluriformes, Bagridae. The record is from RefSeq and is a predicted model, not a curated record. The coding region runs from base 88 to 1119 and encodes 343 amino acids. Gene Ontology annotation, molecular function: potassium ion leak channel activity. Gene Ontology annotation, biological process: stabilization of membrane potential; potassium ion transmembrane transport. The transcript has 3 exons. Gene Ontology annotation, cellular component: membrane.
AUUCAACACCUUGCUGAGAGAUUUAGACUGGAUUUGGUUACAUUCAGAACAGAGCUGUACUAAGCCUAUUGUGGAUCAGGUUGGAUUAUGGCUCAAAACAUGGAAUCUGUGCUGACUUUUUGCCGAAGUUACGCUUUCACCUUUUUGCUUGUCGGUUAUCUGCUUUACAUGAUCAUUGGUGCAGUUAUUUUCAUGGUGCUGGAGGAACCUGAGCAGAAUUUGCUCGUCGCUGAAGUACAUGAACUUCGGAUGAGGUUCUUAGAGAACAACCAUUGUGUGAAAGAAGGUAGUUUGGAUGGUUUACUGAGGAAGGUGCUCUAUGCCGGAAAACGCGGGGUAACUAUAAAGGCGGACAGUGAGGAGUAUAACUUUGACUUCACUUCAUCGCUGUUUUUCGUCAUAACUUUUCUCACGACUACAGGUUAUGGUACAACGGUUCCACUGUCAGAUGAAGGAAGAGUGUUUUGUAUGCUUUACUGUGUCUUCGGUAUUCCUCUCACCUUCCUCCUGCUCUCCUGCAUCACGAGUGCCCUGGUGCCCAGAGUGAGUCAUGCUCCAAUACGCCACCUUCAUAUCUACUGGGGUCUCUCUCGUAACAAUGCUGCCCUGAUUUACUGUGGAUUAUUAGCAGUGUGCACGGCGACACUAUUCUUCCUGCUGCCUGCUGUCAUCCUCUGUCUGGUGGAGAAAGACUGGAGCUUUUUAGAGUCAUUCUACUUUUGCUUCAUUUCACUCAGCACCAUCGGGUUGGGGGAUUAUCUGCCUGGUCAGACACACAGUCGGGCUGCACGGCAAGCACUGGAAUUCGUCACUUCCUGUUACUUGGUGCUCGGUCUUAUUGUCUUGCUGGUGGUUAUGGAGAGCUUCUGGCACCUACAGCAAGUGCAGGCCUUGGUGCACCUCUUUGCUGGACCUGCAGCAGCAGCACUAAUAGAAGAUGGUCUUGAUGAGCUAGUGCUGAGUGAAUGGACAGACAGCCAUGAUGAUUCAUCAGUGGAUGUCCAGUUCAGGCCCCCUAUCUCCAUCAUCUCACAGAACAUGCCUGACUCACCAACAAACCCUUGUGUUGAGGAUUCAAGUGCACCGUUUACACCGAAAAUGGCAUCAGACAGACACUGAUCCAGAUCAAAACUACUGAUUACCAAAGUCUUUAAAUAUGGUCACAAGUGUUAUUUUAAAGAAAGAGAAAGAAGGGACAGACAGAGAUUAUGUUACUUGUUCCUGGACUUUAAACCAAAUCCUGCCUGAUGUGAUACAGAGACCUUGAUAGCCUCAAGGGUUUGAAUUGAAAAAUCGAACAGGAAUUUACAGAAAUCAAUUUUAUCAGCAACAAAAUCAGUUCUUUAAAUUGUUACUUUAUUUUCAAGUUUUAAUCCCUUUAUGAACAAAACUCAUAAAGACCUUAACAACAUUUUUCAAUAUAUUGUUAAAUUAACUGUAUAAAUACACUGAUCAGCUGUAACAUUAUGAGCACGGAGAGGUGACGUAAAUAACACUGAUUAUCUCCUCAUCAUGGCACCUGUUAGUGGGUGGGAUAUAUUAGACAGUAAGUGAACAUUUUGUCCUCAAAGUUGAAGUGUUAGAAGCAGGAAAAAUGGACAAGUGUAAGGAUUUGAGCGAGUUUGAAAAGGGCCAAAUUGUGAUGGCUAGACGACUGGAUCAGAGCAUCUCCAAAACUGCAGCUCUUGUGGGGUGUUCCCGGUCUGCAGUGGUCAGUAUCUAUCAAAAGUAUCCUUUAAGUCCUACGGGCCCCACCUCACAACUUACAGGACUUAAAGGAUCUGAUGCUAACAUCUUGGUGCCAGAUAUCACAGCACACCUUCAGGGAUCUAGUGGAAUCCCUGGGAUCCCUGCCUCGAUGGCUCUGGGGUGUUUUGGCAGCAAAAAAGGGGACCAACACAAUAUUAGACAUAAUGUUAUGCCUGAUCGGUGUAUAUACAGCUGCUCAAAGUAAACUUGUUUCAAUAUUUUAUUUAAGUGUUUAAAGAAGUUUCGUGGAUAAUCGUUUCAGAACGUUGUUUUUGUUCUUAAGGCUAUAGAGAUGGAAGUGUGACAUUCUGAUUUAUUUUCCAUCCAACAGUCACAAAGAAAUGAAACUAUUCAGUGAGGAAAUGAUGGUACAAAACUGGUGUAAAAAUCAAGGCAUUUAUUAAUCAAGGCCUGAACAAUAAGGGUUGUGAGAUGUCAAAACCACCUUGAGCAAGCUUACAGGAAAUAACAAAAGGCUUAUAACAAGGGUUUAUAAAAGAAACAGAAAAAAAUGUAUCAGUAGUAUAUACUAUUGUUUUACUG